Messenger RNA from Lethenteron reissneri (Far Eastern brook lamprey), 6353 nucleotides. RefSeq lists its product as uncharacterized. The record is from RefSeq and is a predicted model, not a curated record. Lineage: Eukaryota; Metazoa; Chordata; Hyperoartia; Petromyzontiformes; Petromyzontidae.
AAUCUGAGGCGGACCGCGUGCUGUCACUUGCCAGGGCGAGUGGCGGUGGCGGCGGCGUGCGGUUUACGGAAUACCUCCCAGUGGAAGCCAAAGAGACCUGGUGGGAAAGCUUCGGUUUGGUGACACGAGGAUCGACGGGAAGGCGUGCAAACAGCCCCGAGGCACGGGGAUGCCUUCCCUGGGUCUCACGGUGCCGAGAUCAACGCUGGGCUUUUACUGCCACCAGAUGAUCCGCCAAGACGAGCGACUGUGAAGAUCUGUCAGGAAAAUAUCGUCAGACUUCUUCUUCACGCUUCAACAAAGGAGUGUUUGAAGAAAAAAAAAGACGUUACCAUUUAUACGGCACCACUCGACCAUGGAGCGACCGUCAGGAAUCCUGUGUGUGAUGCUGCUCAUGUGUGACGGCAUCUAUGCGGGAAUAGUGUUGAGUCACAGAGGUGCAACGAGUGCCACGUUCGUGGAGGGCUUGUCGCCGGUGCGCGUGUUCAAAGGAGAAGUCACAGUUCUUGACCAGCGAGGGACAAUGGCAUACAUACAGGCCUCCAUAUUGAAUGCAGUGGACGGGCAGGCAGAAGUCCUCUCCACGGGCCAGGACGGCGGGCCCGGCGUCCCCUGGGUGCAGUCGUCCGAGGGCACGCUGACCCUGCUGGAGCUGAACGGAGCCCACGCUUACCAGAGGGCCCUGGCUGCGCUGACAUACGCUAACCUCAAGCACAACCCGGACCCUCGGCCACGCCACGUCCACGUCAUCGCCGUGCGGACAGGCGGUCGCGUUAGCGCUGCCCUCAACACCACGAUUCUCAUCCGGCUCACGAACCGCUCGCCGUUCUUCAACCACGGACCGCUGCACACGCUCUACACAGUGGAGAACGCCAACAAGUGGAGCCAAGUCCCACACACCGUUCUUGGACUCUUUGGUAGCUUAAUUAACGACACGGACACCGGGGACCAGCUGGGCAUCGCCAUUGUAGGGGCCGACAACAGCCACGGACAAUGGGAGUAUCUCACGUGGCCCGGCUCCUGGAAAGCCAUGUCGGAGGGGAGCUCCGGUCCGGAUAGGCGACUCCACCGGAGUUCCACGCUGCUCCGGCGCUCUGUGGCGCUAAGAGCCACCUGGGGUAACUUCCUGCGUUUCCUGCCCGCGCCACACUUCAAUGGCAAUUCCACAGUCAGCGUCGUCGCGUGGGACAGCACCGGACACACUGCCUCAGUCCCAGAUGGAGGGAUGGUGAACGCCACAUUUGUGGAUGACUCUUGCCCAUUCAGCCGCGAGAUGCUCACCAUCACCAUGGUGGUACUCUCGGUCAACGACGCCCCAUGGGUGUCCCCCGAGCCGCUGUGGUUGAGCACAGUGGCGGAGGACUCCCUGGCACCCCCAGGGGACCCCAUCACACUGUUACUCGACAUUUGCCGAGACCCCGAUGUCACUGAGCCUGCGCAGGCUCUCGGCGUCGCUGUCACAGAUGUGGAGAACACCAACGGCCAAUGGGAGUACAGUGCGGAUGGUGGGGGGACGUGGCUAGCGCUGGAGUCAUCGCUGGCGCUCAUGGACGCGAUGCUUCUGGGCGAGGAAUGGUCCAAUGAACUCUACCGCCUGCGCUUCCUGCCGCGCCUGCACUACGCCGGCAGGGCCUCGCUCAGGUUCAAGGCCUGGGACUUCACAGAUGGCCGCAAGGCUGGCACCCGUGGGGUGAACGUGAAGCUGUACACCCCAUUUGGAGCCUACAGCCAGUGGGAGGGCACGGUGCUCGUUCAAGUGACCCCAGUGAACCACUCGCCGAGCCUGGACACCGCGGCGCUGUCCCUGGGCCACACGGAAGAAGGAUCCACAGGAGGGGAAGGCACGCGCAUCCGCGAUUCCAUCUGGGGCCACUGGUCCGACCCGGACCCUAAGGAUGACCGCGGAGUGGCAGUCGUUUCCGUCGACAACUCUCACGGUCGCUGGCAGUUCUCCUGCGACGCCGAUGAUCGCGAUGAGCCACGGCGGUGGACGGAGAUCGGUGGCACGUCUGUGGACAACGCCGCCCUCCUGCUCGUUUCCUGCGCAGUGCGUUUUGUGCCGAAGCCUCUCUUCAACACAGAGCUGGAUCUGAACGGGGAUCGAAGGCCGCACGCCGACAGGCCCUCACUGGGUGUCCUGGCGUGGGAUAACACGGGCCGCAGCGCAGGCAUGAGUGGCCAGAGCGGCGUCAACAUCUCCUACUUCAACGAGAGCAACAACACGGAGUUCGGAAAGGUCGUUGUUUCGGCAUACGCAACAGUGAAAUCUGUCAACGAUCGGCCCGUGAUUAAAUCUUCCAAGCCAAUCAAGUCUGUCAACUUUUAUGUAGCUCACGGCCCUUCUCCAGUGUUUUUCAAUGAUCUUUUACUUUAUGAUUUGGACAGCAAAUAUAUGAUGUCUGUCAGGGCAAAAGUAAGAUACGCACCGGCAACAAGCCCAGCUGAGUGGGACUGUCGAUCAGACGGCCAGCACAGCCAUGAAACACUGAGUGUGAAGAAGACCAUCCCUCCUGCCUUCUCUGUCAAUGUUCUUUCAUUGUGCCCAUACAGCAUAGAGAUAGUGGCCAGGGUGGAGGCCAAUGGCAGGAAAGCCAGUGCCUCCGAGUACACACAAAUUCUCACGAACCUACAGUACAACAACACAUCACCACGGCCAAGCCUUGCCCAAAGGUACAUCAGUUUGCAGGCAUGGGAUGGGGAAGACUGGAGUGACACGCUAGAAAUAGGUCUCCAUAUAAAAUGGCUCCCAACCCAGAUGUUGCUUCUGAAUGACCUCAUAUUGAACAAAAAGGUGUCAGUCAUGCCAGUCAUGAACGUUACCCUAUUGGAAGGCUCUGAAGUGUCGGUUGCUAUUGUACACGAGCUCGCCACACAGAUGCCAAACCUGCAGCCUCAGCACAUUCAGAUCCUUCCAGAUGGACUCAAUAUAACAAGGGUAAAGUACGACAUCUACUCUGGAAUAAUCUCCAUCCAAGGGGUAUCAGGUCAGCAUGGGGUGGAGAAAAUGCACUAUGCGGUGGACAGGGAUGGCAAUGGAGGAUACAUAUACGGAAUAUUAGUCAUCAGUGUUCUGCAGGUGAAUUACUCACCAGUGUGUGAAAGUGCCACUUACGAAGUAUUAGAAAACAGCCUGCAAGUCAUAGACAUGCAAAUGUAUUUCAGUGACAGGGAUCACGCGGCAGAUGAGCUCACGUUUAGUCUGGUUAUCAGCGGCGGAAUAAUUCAACAGGAAAACCUCACAUUGCCUUCCGGAAGUCACGUUUCGAGCAAUGGGAGAGCGUCACUGGUGUUCAGCCCCGCCAAAGGCUACGUGGGCCCAGAGCUCAUUCAGUUUAUGGUCUGUGAUCCUUGCGCCGAUCAGGCUUUGUACAUUAAGUCGGAGCUCCCAGCGCCGUGUGAACGAGAGGCAAACCAAGUCAGAGUUCAUCGCAUGUCUGGCCUCCAGGCUAGUGGCACCAGACCGGGGUGUGGGAUGGGCACACUCACAAUACUGGUGUUGAACGUCAACAACCCUCCAGUAAUUCGGCCCCUGUCGGCAAUUGUGCUCACACAUCAGAGCACCACCUUUCAGCUGUUCAGCUGGCUCUUUUACAACCAGUCUAAGGGUCACCUUUCCACACCAGGAAUGGUGCUGUACGACCCCGAUGAUGCCCAGGCUCAAUUUGUUUUAGGUCUCGGCCUGAACCCGAGUGAUUACGGCUUAAGCAGCACGACGGACCUUGACGUUACCUCCCUGAUGCUCACAGAGACUCCGCAGUUGGGAGUUGUAAAGUUGGAAGAUGAGGAGGAGCGUCCUCUUUUGAAGUACACAGCAUCAGCAGGUAGUGCAGGAUACGACUGGUUCACUUUCAGAGUCUGCGAUAGGACGUCGGCAGGAAAAAAGCGCGCCUGUGCCAAGGGCAGUGUCUCCAUUCAGGUCACCAACCCAGGCCCCAGUAUUGUGAGUUUCACAGCGAUUCCCGCACUAACCAAAUCUAGCGAAAACGCCGCUCUGCACUCCGAUUCAAAGAUCUCAAGCGGAGACAUGAUGGUUGUAGAAUUUGACAUGGACACCAACUUACCGCCUCUGCAAAAAAGAGGAAAACUUGUUUCCAAACAAGACAUAGAUAAAAUGUUUAAUCUGUCAACCUGCUGGGACCCUGCUUUGUCAGACUAUGUUGGCACAUGGCUGUCACCAAAGCAGUUUGUGAUCGUCGUGCUCAAUGUAACUACUUCAGAGUUCAACAGCAAUCGGAUAGACCAGUGCUUGGUUACAGUCAGAGGGGACGUGGGGCAAUGCGGAGGAUUUGUGAAUGAUGAUCCUUUGCCAGCAUCUGGGUGGUCUCCAUAUUGUCUGACAACAACGUCUAUGUCCUCUGCUCACACCGUCUCCCGGUCCCCACCUUUACAGGGCUCCUGGGGUUUAACCAUACCCAAAGUCACAGGUGUUGUUGUGCAAAAUGACCACGUGCCACUCUCGCUGAUCGUGUCUGGAGGUCGGAGUUACUUAGGGAAGUUCUCCAUGAUCACAAUCGCAUUGCAACCGCCCCUCUCCGAGUCGCAGUUACUGGAGUUCUGCAAUGCAAACCUGGGUGACAUUGUCGACAAAGAUGCAAUCCUUCAAGCUGGCUUUGUUGUCAGAAAACUGCAAUGCUUGAAUAGACAUGAAGAUGUGACUGUGGGGUCCUCAAAUAUACACAUGGAUUCGAAUUCUGUGCUGAAGAGCACAAAGGCCUCGGGUGGUUUGAAGACAUUUAAAGAGAUAUCAGAUUAUUUCGAGAACUAUCAAAGCAACGUGACAUCCAUGCCAGUGUCAACAGACUUAACGUUGUUCAUUGACUCAUCCAACGGAUAUAAUGUAGAAUAUUCACAGUCCUAUAAUUUAUUUAAACGCAUUAUACGCAAUGACUUUUUAAUCAACAUAGUUUCAAAAGACACAAGCGUUCAUGUAACAGAGUUUGUAAAAUAUAACGAACUACACGCCAACAAUCCAAUUGAACUCUAUUUUGCGCAUUUUAGUGAUGCAACUCCAAAGGUAACAAAAAUUGACGUGAAUGAUGCUCCAAUUCCAGUUCAUGACUUUUUCAGUAGAGGCGACAUCAUAACGAUUGAGUUUGACAGGGAUACUGAUACGCCACUCGUGUCUACUCGAAAGGAGCUCGAUAAAGUGGUCAAUUUCAGCACCGUUAUCGGGAAGGACUACAUCGGCCAAUGGCUCAACAAGAAGGUGUUGCAGAUCAAGAUCAAAGACAGCAUCGAUCAGCCACAUGGGCCCGUUGACGUAGUCAUGAGCUUCAGACGAAGCACUCAGAGCCACUUGCGAGAUCCUCCUGCCGUUUCGAAGCAGCUGCUAAACUGCGUCGGGGUGAACGUGUGCGGGAGCCAUUCCGGGGCGUCUGUCGGCGUGUGCGAAGAACGGCAGCUGUCCUGCAGAGCCGAGGGCACGUUCAACAUCGCUCAAGCUGCGGGCGCGGCCAGGGUCACCUCCACCCACUGGUGGUCGUACGCCGUUCUGACGCUGGUACUGGGACUGCUGCUCAACACGCUUGUGGUUUUGUGGAUUUUCUGCUGCAAGCGCAAAUCAAAAAAGGACCCGCCGAGGGAGAGGGCAAACGGCGAGCGCAAGGCAACGUCUGUGCAGCGGGCGUCUCCCGCGGAUCGGGGCACAUCUCCCGUACAAGGUCAGAGGACGAGGGACUCGACUAGGCAACAAAUCGGACAGUUGGGAAGUACCUCCCCCGAAUCCUCACGACUGCUCCGAGAAUGUGUAUUUGUUGACCUCUCGGCAGAUGACCCAGCCAAUAUCCACAGAACUCUACUCAAGCCGCACACUAAAAUGCUGCUUGAGAAUGACAAACUGUAAUAAGUGGCAUAUGCUGGCAUAUUACCACUUCAUAAUCAUUAGUGAGAUGCCCUUUAGGUGAUUGUGCUAUUUUAUAAUGGAAGUUUUUUUUCUCCAAAUACUGUACUGUAUGUAAAAAAUGUAAGCAUGUGGUGUAUGUUUUGAUGCUGCUGUUAUUUUGAAUGGCGUUACAUAAAUACAUCUUAUAGUAUUUUUAUAACUUAAAAGUAUGCAUUUGUUCUUGCCAUAUUAGGUUACUUAUUUUCUGGGUGGUUUUCACACAUCCACAAGUUAUUGUUUUGAAAGCGAUGUUAUAAUUUAUUCUUGCAGCUGCUGUCGGAAUCAUGUACAUACCUGUAUAUUCUCAACAACCUUUGGUUGAAAUGACUUACUAUUUGUACCAUAUUGUAUCAUAGUAAUUGCAUGAUUUAGAUUUACUAUUUUAUAAGGACAGUUAGUUACAUUUAAUAUUUUUGAAGGUAAAUUGCGUGUUUUUUUAAAGAAUGGUAAAUAAAGUUUUGCAGUAAACCCA